Stylonychia lemnae is the source of this 570-nucleotide messenger RNA. Lineage: Eukaryota; Ciliophora; Spirotrichea; Sporadotrichida; Oxytrichidae. The record is from the annotation of a GenBank genome assembly.
AUGAAUCCGAUACAAGCAUUUAAGGCUAAAUAGAAACUCGACCAGAUUAAAAGUGGAAUUUAGGAAGGUAGCACAGGUUUAUUCAUGUUCUUUGUAAUUUUCAAUUUUUUGAUUGUGCUUUCUUCACUCGGAGUCAUUGGUUGCUCUAUCUAUCUCUUUGUGAUAACCAAGCAAGCCAAUGCUUUCAAUGUGAGCUUCUUAAUAACAGGCAUCGUACUCUCAACAUUUUCGAUUUUGGCUUUUAAAUUGAGAAAGAGUAUCCACUUGCUUGGAUGCUACUUGCUUAUUCUAGCUCUUGUGUUUUUCUUCAUGCUAAUUGUGACAAUUAUCAUGCUUAUCAAGAAAUCAGUAAUAGUUGAGGCAGCCAGAAGGUGGUUUGAGGACAGUGGUAAAACCCUAAAGGAAAUAGAGGAUUUUGAAAAAGAUAUGAACAGUAGUGUAGUCUCUGUCAGUACUGCACUUAUAUUCUUCUGUGGAAUUAUUGUAAGGUUUAUUGAUUAUAAUACUCUAGUUAUGUACAAUAAUAUUUGGCUACUGCUAUAGAAGUUCUACCAAGGGCAGAACAUUUGA